Nerophis lumbriciformis (worm pipefish) is the source of this 621-nucleotide messenger RNA. Lineage: Eukaryota; Metazoa; Chordata; Actinopteri; Syngnathiformes; Syngnathidae. The record is from RefSeq and is a predicted model, not a curated record.
AUGGACCCUGUCGUGCUAAGCUACCAAGACAGCCUGCUCCGACGCUCUGACGUGUCCCUCCUCAAAGGACCCCACUGGCUUAAUGAUCAAAUCAUCGGAUUUGCUUUUGAGUACUUUGCCAGCGAGCGCUUCCGAGUACUAGGGGAGAGCGUCAUUUUCGUCAGCCCAGAGGUCACACAGUUUAUCAAGUGUGCCUCCUGCCCAGAGGAGUUGGCCAUGUUUCUUGACCCUCUGGAGCUGGCCUCACGUCGUUGGGUUUUCCUUGCCGUCAAUGACAAUUCUGACCAGAGUGCCGGUGGGUCGCACUGGAGCCUUCUGGUAUAUCAUCACAAGUCCAACCACUUUUCUCACUACGACUCUCAACAUGGUAGCAACUCUCCGCAUGCCCAACGUAUUGCUAGCAAAUUAGAACCCGUUUUGGGUGCAAAGAAUAAGGCCACGUUUGUGGAAGAACCCUGUCCUAAACAACAGAACAGCUAUGACUGCGGCAUGUAUGUCAUUUGUAUAGCUGAGGCAUUGUGUGAGGACCCACAACUGGCUCUGCAAACUCUCACUCCAGACUUUAUUAAACAUAAGAGAUCAGAAUGGUUUUUAUUGAUCCAGAAUCUUGCACAGAAGUAG